This is a messenger RNA of Ilex paraguariensis (yerba mate), 1062 nucleotides long. The record is from the annotation of a GenBank genome assembly. NCBI's taxonomy places the organism in Eukaryota, Viridiplantae, Streptophyta, Magnoliopsida, Aquifoliales, Aquifoliaceae.
AUGGCGGCGAGUCUGUGGCAAGCCGUGAUGGGCUCGAACCAGGCAAAAGACAACUACGACGGCGUAGAAUUCUGGUCGAACCCAGAACGCACCGGCUGGCUCACAAAACAAGGCGAGUACAUAAAGACCUGGCGUCGCCGUUGGUUCGUAUUGAAACAAGGGAAACUCUUCUGGUUCAAAGAAUCCACCAUCACACGCGCCUCCAAGCCGCGUGGCGUAAUCCCAGUCUCCACUUGCCUCACCGUCAAGGGCGCCGAGGAUGUUCUCAACAAACAGUUCGCCUUCGAGCUCUCGACUCGGUCCGAGACUAUGUACUUCAUCGCCGAUUCCGAGAAGGAAAAGGAGGAUUGGAUUAAUUCGAUCGGACGGUCGAUCGUUCAGCACUCGAGGUCGGUGACUGUUAAUGAGAUCGUCGAUUACGAUAGCAAGCAGGCUUCACCUGAAAUCCCCUUUUCUGGUCAAGACAGACAGUCUUGGUGGCAACAGGUCUUCUUGAAGACAUCUUGUGAGGGUGCCUUACCUUCAAAUUUUUUCAUGGACAUUUUGAGAUUCCUCCAAAAUAAUAGUAUUACAAGUGCAAUGACACAGGUCUUCUUGAAGACAUCUUGUGAGGGUGCCUUACCUUCAAAUUUUUUCAUGGACAUUUUGAGAUUCCUCCAAAAUAAUAGUUGCCCUAGAUCUAUUGGUUUUGGCCAGACUAGUUAUUGCGAGAAAGAUCCAAAUAUUCAAUUCCUUUCGAGGAACCAAGUGAUAGCAGAGUGCUUCCCCGAAUCAACUUACGCCUUGGAUGGAAACAUUCCAAUCUCCAACUAUUGUGAAGACCUGGUAAAUUGUCAUCUGAAACAUCUAGUGCCUGUAGAUUGUUCAAGGCACCGAUUUGACAUGGUAGCAAACCAGUAAAAGAGUUAUGAGCUAAGUCAGGCAACUGUUCUGGGCACUGAACCAAAAAGGCUGUUUAGAAGGAAGAUUCAAAAUUUGCAAGCCUUUAAUGUUUCCAAAACUUGUGGUGUUACUUCUUGUGAAGUUGUUUCUUAUAAGUUGAGUUGGAAUGUAUGGAUGAGA